Messenger RNA from Paramecium tetraurelia, 171 nucleotides. RefSeq lists its product as uncharacterized. The transcript has a single exon. NCBI's taxonomy places the organism in Eukaryota, Ciliophora, Oligohymenophorea, Peniculida, Parameciidae. The record is from RefSeq and is a predicted model, not a curated record.
AUGGUAUAACACAUUAACUCAUAUGACUUUGCAAUUGGAAUGUAUAAAAUGAUUAGGAACGAAAAACUCAUUUGCAAUCAAUAAGAAACUCAGAUGGGUAAGAUUAUGCCAGUGAACAAAUUCUACCUUGAAAUAUCACUAAAGGAAUAAUUCAGACCUCCCGUUAUAUGA